Acanthopagrus latus (yellowfin seabream) is the source of this 2562-nucleotide messenger RNA. RefSeq names its product extracellular calcium-sensing receptor-like. Gene Ontology annotation, biological process: G protein-coupled receptor signaling pathway. Gene Ontology annotation, molecular function: G protein-coupled receptor activity. Lineage: Eukaryota; Metazoa; Chordata; Actinopteri; Spariformes; Sparidae. The transcript is spliced from 6 exons. The coding region runs from base 31 to 2562 and encodes 843 amino acids. The record is from RefSeq and is a predicted model, not a curated record. Gene Ontology annotation, cellular component: membrane.
AAGGGUUUGGCACUCUUACAGCUGUUAUUGAUGGCAUCCAUCUCUCAGGCUGAGGAGCCGGUGUGCAAGUGGAGAGGAGAUCCAGAGAGCCCCCAGCUUUCCAAGGAUGGGGAUAUAAUAUUGGGGGGGCUCUUCUCUUUUCACAGCACGUGGAUAAACAGACAGGAGACCUAUAAGCACAAACCAAUGCCACUGCAAUGCACCAGUUUGCAUUUCAGAGAGUUCCAGUUUGCCCAGGCUAUGCUCUUUGCCAUUGAAGAAAUUAAUAACAGCACAGACCUACUACCUGGCAUCUCUCUAGGAUAUAAGAUAUAUGACGUCUGUGGCUCCAUUGCCAGAGGUGUAAGAGUUGCACUGGCCUUGGCAAAUGGUAAUGAAGUAUUUUCAUCUUCUGAAGCACCUUGUAGCAGACCUGCCCAAGUGCAGGCCAUAAUGGGAGAGACAUCUUCCUCUCCUUGCAUGGCUAUAUCUACUGUCAUUGGACCUUUUUAUAUCCCAAUGAUCAGCCACUUUGCUACUUGUGCUUGUCUCAGUGAUAAAACCAAGUACCCAUCAUUCCUUAGAACAAUACCCAGUGACUACUACCAGAGCAGAGCCCUAGCUCAGUUGGUCAAGCACUAUGGCUGGACUUGGGUUGGAGCUAUUAAUACCAAUGAUGAUUAUGGCAAUAAUGGCAUGGCAAUAUUUAUCGAAACUGCCAAGCAGCUGGGCAUCUGUCUGGAGUACUCAGUGUCGGUCUUUAGAACAGAUCCACCAGAAAAAAUACUAAAGAUAGUUGACAUUAUCAAAGCGUCAACUUCCAAGGUGAUUGUUGCUUUCCUCUCCCACUUGGAUAUGGACAUGGUUAUACACGAAUUCUCUCACCACAACUUGACUGGGUACCAGUGGGUAGGCAGUGAAAGCUGGAUCUUCGAUUCCCAAACUGCAGCCAUGGACAGGCAUCACAUUCUGGAUGGUGCCAUAGGCCUGUCCAUCCCCAAAGCACAUGUCAGUGGCAUGAGAGAGUUCAUGUUGGAUGUAAAGCCGCUCAAUUCAACCAGUAAUGAAUUAUUUACAGAGUUUUGGGAAAAACUAUUUAGCUGUGAGUUCAAGUGGUCAAAGUCUUCAGCAGAGAAUCAGAGAGAAUGCACUGGACAUGAAGAUCUGAGUGGAGUGCAAAACAGCUUCACUGAUAUGUCACUCAUGCCUAUCUUUAACAAUGUUUAUAAAGGAGUGUAUGCUGUGGCCCAUGCAUUUCAUAAUAUGUUCACUUGUAAUAAAUCAUGUAACAACAAGGUGCAACUGGAUCCAUUUAUGAUUUUACAGCAUGUAAAACAGGUCAACUUCAAAACAAAGGAUGGAGAUGAGGUUUACUUUAAUGAGUACGGAGAUCCAGCAGCAAAGUAUGAAAUUAUUAACUGGCAGCCAACAGAAAAUGGCAUUGUGGACUUUGUCACAGUUGGUCUUCACGAUUCAUCUUUACCUGCAGACAAACAGCUGAAUCUGUUAAAUAAGUCUCUCAUUUGGGCGAAGAACUCACAACAGGUGCCUCUCUCAGUUUGUAGUGAGAACUGUCCCCCUGGAACUCGCAAGGUUCUCCAGAAAGGAAAGCCUGUCUGCUGCUAUGACUGUUUAAGAUGUGCAGAGGGAGAAAUCAGUAACAUCACAGAUUCCAUCACCUGUGUGCGAUGCCAUCCUGAGUUCUGGUCAAAUGAGAAAAGAGAUGCCUGUGUAAAGAAGGAGGCAGAGUUUCUCUCAUAUGAAGAGAUUAUGGGAGCACUGCUCACUGCAGCUUCUCUCUUUGGAACAUGCAUGACUGCUGUUGUGGCGUUCAUUUUCUUCAGAUACAGACAGACUCCUGUUGUCAGGGCCAACAACUCUGAGCUGAGCUUCCUGCUGCUCUUCUCUUUGACUCUGUGUUUCCUGUGUUCUCUGACCUUCAUCGGCCGGCCCUCUGAGUGGUCCUGCAUGCUGCGACACACAGCAUUCGGCAUCACCUUUGUCCUCUGUAUCUCUUGUGUUCUGGGGAAAACAAUAGUGGUGUUAAUGGCCUUCAGGGCCACACUCCCAGGUAGUGAUGUGAUGAAAUGGUUUGGGCCUGCACAACAGAAACUCAGUGUUCUGGGUUUCACUCUUGUGCAAGUUAUCAUAUGUAUCCUCUGGUUAACGAUUUCUCCUCCUUUUCCCUUUAAGAAUUUUAAGGAGUCCAAGGAGAAAAUCAUCUUAGAGUGUGCUCUGGGCUCAGCUGUAGGCUUUUGGGCUGUACUUGGGUACAUAGGACUUCUGGCCAUGUUAUGUUUUAUCCUUGCUUUUCUGGCUCGGAAACUGCCUGAUAAUUUCAAUGAAGCCAAAUUUAUCACCUUUAGCAUGCUGAUAUUCUGCGCUGUAUGGAUCACUUUUAUCCCAGCAUAUGUCAGCUCUCCUGGGAAGUUCAGUGUUGCUGUGGAGAUAUUUGCUAUUCUGGCUUCAAGUUUUGGACUGCUCAUUUGUAUUUUUAUUCCAAAAUGUUACAUUAUCUUACUGAAACCAGAGAAGAAUACAAAAAAAAACAUGAUGGUUAGAGGGGCACCAAAAUCAUCCUGA